UGUAUAUAUAUAUAUGCGUACAUAAUUUAUUGAUUAAUUCCGCGUUCAAAUUUCCAUUGGACAAUGCGUAAAGCAGAAUAUAAUCAUAAUAGAAAAGUAUGACCGGAUAAAUUAUUAAAUUUCACGGGAAUAUAAGAUAUAUAAUGAUGGAGUGCAAUAGAUAUUUUCAUGGAUAUACUGAAAUAAUAAAUAAUAUUUAAUCAUAAAAUAAAAAUAAAACUUCUCACAUGACUUGAUUAAACGCUGACGAAGAAUUCAGUCAAUCAGUAUAAAUGAAAUCAAAUUCAUUAGUUGAACCAACCAAUCCAGAAUCUAUUCGUAGUAGCCCACUUGGCGGUGGAAAUAAAGAAGAACACGCUCGAUUGGUUACAAUUAUUCAGAAUAAUCUACUAGACAAAGUCAUUGUCUCCAAUCAUACCCUUAUAACUUGGCCAAUAGAAUUAACUUCAAUGCAUAUUUAUUCAACACAAAACAUGGAAAUAAUUCCACCCAAUACUUUAACAAACACUAACUUAUCUCUUGUAACACAAAAAUUCCACGGAAAAGACGAUGAACCUAGUGAAGCCUAUGGACAACAACAACAACAACAAUCACAACACCAAACUACACCUAAAAUCUCUUUAUCCAUAAGUUUGAAACGUCAGAAACGUAAAGAAGUCAACGAUCUGGAGGAUUGUUGUAGUCUUAGUAUACAAGCAGAAGUAAAUAUUCCUUACUGUUUUUCCGAUGAACAAACGGAGAGUAAAUACAGCGACAGAAAAUCACGAAGUGUAUCAGAAAAGAAUGACAGAAUAUUUAAGGAGAAAUAUCCUAGCGCUGGUAGUGAAGAACACUUGCCGCCAAGCAGUCAUCGUGAUUCGCCUAAUCUGAAAAUGCAAAGCAAAGAUUCUAUUUCAUCGCCAACAACAUGGCUUAAAGAUAGUUAUAAAACAGAUAUAUCAAUCACAUCAGUCAUUGAUUUAAUUCAUGGAAAAAUGUACAAGAAAGAAGAUAAAGACGGGAUUAUUACAACUCAGUUAGAAGAUAAUGUAGAGAAUACUACUAGUCUAAGAGAUUUACAAGAACACUCCAUUAUGAAACGUAUUCCUUCAGAAGAGUAUGAAAAAGACAAACCAUUUGAAAGUUUUAUUCAACCAGAAAAUAUAUUGACAGGUGAAGUAUUCAACGAUUUUAAUAUAUCUGAUGCAAAUAACCAAGAGGCUUAUAUAGGUCAAAUAUCAAACGAUGGGUUCAAGGCAGAAAUUCCGACAACAUUAGAUGAUAACACUGGAGAAUAUAAUCAAGAAGAUCAGACUGAAAUCUACAAAAAAUCAUUUCAGAAGACACUGGCAGACAGUGAUAUCGGUCAAAUGCAAGAAGAUUUACACCCUGAUAAGAGAAUUCCACAAUCUCAACCAAUUGUACGCACACAAUCGGAUGUUAUCCAGCCAACUAGAGAUCCAAGAAUGCAGAAUAUUGUUGACAAUACUCGACAUCAAUCAUAUAUUGACGACAGAAAAGAUGGACAAAAUACGGUACAGAUUAAAUCUAACAAACAAACCCUACCAGUCAAUAUAUCACCUAUUGGAGUAUCCCAACCAAUUGUACAAACACAGUUUGAUCUUAUCCGACCUAUUAGGGAUCUACAAAUGCAGAGUACCGUUGAAGGUAUUCAACAUACAUCAUAUACUGAUGAAUCUGACAAACAAUUCCCACAACUGAGCAUGGCACCUCCUGAAAUAUCAUUAUUUUCAAGUACUGUGAAUAGUUUACGUCUGUCUUCAGAUGUUGAUGAAAUACACGAUCAACCAUCCAGUAUUAGAUUACAGCCUAGUCAACAGAUUGAAUCAAAUUGUAUGUUAACAACUGACUACCUUUCAGAAUUACAAAAUACUAUUCAAAUUACACGAAGUCCCUCUGAGUUUGAAAUGAAUCAACAAACAACAUCAGAGCUUCUUCAUAUUCAACAGAAUAUAUCACCAACACCAUUGGAUUACUCUAGACCAACAUCCCCAUCAUCACCACGAAUGGUAAAUCUAUGCGAGAAUACACUAGAAAUUCUUAUUGAAACAAAAGACGAUGGAGAGGGGAUUAAAAAUGUGAAGAUCACAAGUGAAUUAAUUUUAUCCAUACAUAACACCGGGCAAAAUGAUAGUAAACUAUUGAAAUUUCGUGCUUCAAGUCUCCUACCACCAGAUUUCCUAUGCUUUAAACAAUCCAGUCAAUUUGAUAAAUCGGAUCGAUCACCGAGUCGGAAAUUAUUAUUAUCAUCAUCAUCAUCACCACCACUAGAGAAUAACAUUAACACUGAAGAGGAUAGCUUACCAAAAUGGAGUAUUAAAGAGGAUACUACUAUUGGAGGACAAUCAUAUCCAGACGGAAAUGCUUCAUUGAAAUCACCACCGACAGAAGAUCAGAAGAGGUUAGAGAAUUCACAGUCAGGUUAUACAAAUUUGUUAAGUACUCAAAAAGUAUCCUUAUCUGAUGAUAAGGGUAAAAUACACCAAGCAUUAUCAUCUCAAAAAUCAGAUAAUGAAGCUGAUAUUCAAAUGAAGGCGAUUACUAGUCAGUCGGUAAAUAGCACUUAUGAUGAGAAUUCGGAUACGACAACAGAAAAUAGUGAGUUAUUUCGUUAG
This is a messenger RNA of Trichobilharzia regenti, 2615 nucleotides long. The record is from the annotation of a GenBank genome assembly. Lineage: Eukaryota; Metazoa; Platyhelminthes; Trematoda; Strigeidida; Schistosomatidae.